Molecule: messenger RNA, 1398 nt
Organism: Diaporthe batatas
Lineage: Eukaryota; Fungi; Ascomycota; Sordariomycetes; Diaporthales; Diaporthaceae
Exons: 2
Coding region: 1-1398 (465 amino acids)
Source: RefSeq, a predicted model, not a curated record
AUGGGGCGAAAUCGAACUUGGGCCAAGACUUUCAAAUGUCAACAGUGCGGUGCACGGCAUUUUGGGUUGCAAGGUGCAGCUGGGAUCGCAUUAGUCGUCCGCAACGCCAGACUCCCAGGAAACCCAGCAACUCACAUCAUACUGCAGUUCCGCAGGGACACAAGGAGCUGGGCCCUCCCCGGGGGGGUCUUGGACUACGGAGAGACGCCCAAGCAGGCCGCCCUCCGCGAGGCGGAGGAGGAAAUAUCCCUACCUCGCAACGCCGACGAGGGCAACGACCCGCUCAUCACGAUUCGGCAGCAGGCUGCGCUGUUUGACCACGGCCAAUGGCGGUACACGACCUUCAUCGCCGACGUGAACAGGCGCUUCCUGCCCAAACGGCCCCCGCAGGACACCGAGGGCAUCGCGGUCGCGUGGGCGCCCAUUGAUGAGGUUGGCGUUCAAGGUGGGAGGUUUUUCCCGCUGCAUCCUGCGUUCUGGAACGACUGGGAGAAGCUUCGCGAUAUGAUCCGGGCGAUGGAUGGGCCGGCUCCAGUUGCCCAACCUGUCCCACCUGUCCCACCUGUCCAACCUGUUCAGCCCCAACCUGUUCAGCCUCAACCUGUUCAGCCUCAACCUGUUCAGCCUCAACCUGUUCAAGUUCAGCCUGUCCAGCCUGUUCAGCCUGCCGACCCGCCUGCCAACCCAGAUGUCCAGCUUGGGAAUGAUCUUGCCCAGUUGACCCUUGGUUUCCCGGUGACGACCCCAGGGGCACAACAACCAGCAACUCGCAGGCCCCCGGUGAAUCCUGGCUGGAGGCCAGCGGAUCGUAUCACCCCGCCACCAGCACCUCCCAACGUCCCGCCGACUCUCGGUUUCCCCAAGACAGCUCCGGGUCCCCCGCCAGGCCGAAAUGUCCAAGCAACCGAUCCCGGCCGUGGUGUUAACCCUAUGCCCCCGGCGCCAGUACCACCUCUUCCUCCUGUCACAGCCCCGGCUGACACGUGGAGACCGCCCGUGGUCCAGUCUGGUAUCAUGAUCCUAGAUGACAGUGACGAUGGCUCCGAGGAGGAUUGGCGCACACCUCAAGCCCCAGGGCCGCCUCAGGUCCCGGGCCCAGCUCAGGCUCCAGGCUUUGCUAAGGUCCCAGGCCCAGCUCAGGUCCCAGGGCCGCUUCAGUUCCCAACGCCACCUCAGGACCCGGGCCCAGCUCAGCUCCCAACGCCGCCUCAGGACCCAACGCCUCCUCACGUCCCAGGCCCGGCUCAUGCCGGACCAUCUACACAUGUCGGGAGUAACAAUGGUACUUUCUUCGUGAACUCACAAGGGCCGCCUGACCCGAGCUUUGCCCCCGGGAAGAUACGCUACAUGACUUGGACUCAACAAACCGCGCCAGAUGGGCAGUGCAGACCGAGCUAG